CAGCUGUUAGUUCGAUUUUCAGCUGUGUGGAUUGGAAAUGAAAUGGUGAAGCUGUGGCUAGGCAAAACUAUGCGCUGUUUCGUAAAUUCCCUCAUAAGAUGAUAAUAUUUAAUGGUGCAAUGAUACUUUGUUACCUGACUGCUCAACAGCUAUAUUAUUCCUAGUAUUUCAAAAAAAGAGAAUACUAUGCCUCCUCCUGCACGUCCUGGAAGUCUGAAAGACCCUGAGAUUGCUGACCUCUUCCAGAAAGAAGAUCCUGAAAAAAUCUUUGAUGAUCUUCGAGAAAUCGGCCAUGGAAGUUUUGGUGCUGUCUACUAUGCCCGUUGCCUUAUCACCAAAGAAAUUGUCGCUAUCAAGAAGAUGUCGUAUUUGGGUAAACAGAGCUUGGAAAAGUGGCAAGAUAUCUUAAAAGAAAUUCGUUUUUUGAGGCAGUUGAACCACCCUAACACAGUUGAGUACAAGGGGUGUUACUUACGCGACCACACGGCAUGGUUGGUCAUGGAGUAUUGCCUCGGUUCUGCUUCAGACAUAAUAGAAGUUCAUAAGCGACCACUUAAGGAAGAGGAGAUUGGUGCAAUCUGUGAAGGAGUUUUGCAGGGUUUGCAUUAUUUGCACUCCUUGGAUAGAAUUCAUCGAGAUAUAAAAGCAGGUAAUAUACUUCUCACCGAAAAUGGAACAGUCAAGCUGGCAGACUUUGGCUCUGCCAGCAUCAAGUGCCCAGCAAACAGUUUUGUGGGCACCCCGUAUUGGAUGGCCCCUGAAGUCAUCCUUGCCAUGGACGAAGGCCAAUACGACGGCAAAGUCGAUGUCUGGUCACUGGGAAUCACUUGUAUAGAACUUGCUGAGAGAAAGCCGCCAUACUUCAACAUGAAUGCUAUGAGUGCUUUAUACCACAUAGCGCAGAACGAUACUCCCGUUCUUCAGUCUCCUGAGUGGAGUGACACUUUUAGGCAUUUUGUUGAUUCUUGUCUGCAGAAAAACCCAUUAGAACGACCCACUUCUGGGAAACUUCUAUCACAUUCAUUCGUUGGUAGUGGUAGGUCUCCUCAUGUUUUAAUAGACUUGAUUCAGCGAACCAAAGCAGCAGUUCAUGAGCUAGAUAACCAAAAUUAUAGAAAAACAAAAAAGAUCCUUAUGAUAGAUUCUUGUGAAAGUGAAAGCACAGUAGGAGAUCCCGACGACACACCCGAUGAACAGACUGGAGCAGAUAGCAGCAAGAGUGACAGCAUAACAUCUGAACAUUCUGUGCAGUCAAUGGGCGUAAGUGCUUCGUCUCAAGGCAGCUCUACAAACAGCAUUCCACCAGCACCCGAAGUCAACCAUGACAAUUACCCUCCCUCCAUGCGGAACCGUCACAAAGGGAGCAAUUCUAGUGCUUUGGUGGAGCAUGGGCCUAACAAUUUCGCAACUCUGAGAACUACUUCGAUCGUCACAAAACAGCAGAAAGAGCAUAUGCAGGAAGAAAUGCACGAGCAGAUGACGGGAUACAAGAGAAUGCGCAGAGAGCAGCAAGGUGCGUUGAUCAAGUUGGAGGAAAAAUGUAAAGUCGAAAUGGACAAUCACAAGCAAGUGUUGGACAAAGAGUAUGAAGCUCUCUUGCAACAGUUCAGCAAAGAGUUGGAAAAAUUACAGAUAAAACAUCAGCAAGAGCUCGAAAAGAAAAUGAAACACAAUGCUUCAGCUGAGAAGAAACUUUACAAAGAAAUCAGCAGCCGUCAAGAACAGGAUAGGAAAGUGUUUGAUGCUCAGAGGAAGAAGGAAUUCAAGGCGAAUAAAGAAAGGUGGAAACGGGAACUCAGUCAAGACGAUUCAACACCUAAAAGACAAAAAGAUGCCGCACUCCAAAGUCAGCAAGAAAAUCUGAAGCAGAUAGAAGCGAGAGAAGAGCAAAGGUUAGUAUUAGGCCAAAAAGAGUAUUUGGAAUUGGAAAUAAGAAAAUUUCACCGUAAAAAGUUGCUGGCUUUCCAUAGUCUAGAACAAGAACUGUUAAGGGAAGAAUUGAACAAGAGACAAACACAGUUAGAGCAAGCUCACUCAAUGCUAUUACGCCAUCACGAGAAAACCCAAGAAUUGGAAUAUCGUCAACAAAAAGCAGUUCACCAAUUGAGAGAAGAACAGGUUUUAAGACAGCAUCAAAUAGAGCAACAAAAUCAGCAUGACUACAUGACACGGGCAGAGAGAGAUCUCAAAAAGAAGCACGCUUUGGAGUUGAAACAACAACCGAAAAGCUUGAAGCAAAAAGAAAUGCAGAUUCGAAAACAGUUCAGAGAAACAUGCAAGAUACAAACCAGACAGUAUAAAGCUCUCAAAGCGCAGAUUCUUGCUACAACACCGAAAGAUGAACAAAAAGCAGUCAUAAAAAAGUUAAAAGAAGAACAGAGGCGCAAACUUGCACUGCUUGGAGAGCAGUAUGAGCAGAGCAUUGCUGAAAUGCUCCAGAAGCAGUCAAUUAGACUGGACGAGUCACAAGAAGUAGAAUGUCAGCAUCUUAAGGAUAGGCUGCAUUACGAGCUUGAGAUCUUGAUGGCAUAUCAAAGUAAAAACAAGAUGCAAGCCGAGGCUCAGAGGAAUAGGGAGAGGAAGGAGCUUGAAGAUCGAGUUGCAGUGAGGAAGUCACUUCUCGAGAGGAAAAUGGAGAUGGAAACGACACAGUUUCUUCAGGAACGAUCGGAGAGGAUUCGUCUCCUUCAUGAGAGGCAAGACAGAGAAUUGGAGGAUUUUGAUGAGGAGUCAGCGAGGCUGGGAUUCAGUGCUCUAGCGAUCGCAGAAGCUUCCAAGGAGUCUUAUCCUGAUGACGAUAGCCUCUCCGGCAGCAUGCUCAGCCUAGCGCAUAGCAACUGUCCCAACCCCUAGUCGUAACAAAUCAAUAUGUACAUUAACAGUUUUUAGAAGCAUUUUUAAUUUAGGAACAUUUGAUUAAUGUUUGUAAGCGAUUUAUAUAUGCAUUCAAUAUUAAAUUGUGUAAAAUAGCGAUGUGGGAAGCAUAAAAAGUAUGUACAGUUAACUCUAAAUUUGCAACGAUAAAGAAAUGGCCCAGCCAUUUUACACCAUAGCAUUAAAACCGUUAUGGUAUAAAGAAUUCCUUAAAGUAUAAGGUUUAAAUAACUUAUAGAUAUAUAUUAAAGCUUAAAGGUCUAUUCAAUAUAAAUUGUAAUUUUAGAUUUACCUAUGCAAAGACAUAUUUUCACUUGUAAAUGAGUCAUUGUCAUUAAGUUUGUACUCUGUGACGGAUAUAAACACUUUUUUUGUUUUUUUCUAAAACAAGGUUUUUUUAUUCGUUCAAACCUUAAAAGCUAUUUUUUUGUCCUACAUAACACAAUAAUUAAAACCUUCAGACUAGGCUUGUAAUAAUACAUAUAGAAAUAAUAAGCAUACUGUACAAAAAACAUCACUCAUUCAAUAAUAAAAAAUGUAACUUAAAAUAGAACUCUUAAUUCAUUAAAAUGUACUGUAACAUAUGUUCAAUUAUUGAAUUGUGGAUUGACUACUGAAUAUCAUACAUCGGGUAUUAUUUUUCAUUGGAUGUGUGACACAUUAACAAUUACAAUUUUUCUAGUAGCGAAAAUUGAUUCCAGGACAUUUUAAGGCUAGGCCUAUCAUAAUAAAAUAAAAAUAAUGAAUCUAUCUUUUGGGUUGAUACUAAAAUGAAUUGGAAAUAUGGACACAUAUUAUUAAUUUAGAUUUAAUAGCUUCAAUUGUAAUAACAACAAAUGUUGUGUGCUUAAAAUCACAUUUAGUUCUGUUGAUUGAAGUAUAUUCAUUUGCUAAUUUUACUUUUUACUUUAAACAUAUAUAAUUUAAAAUAUUUUGUCAUAUAUUUAAAGUACACAAUUUUUAUAAAAAUAAUAAGCUUAUUAUUGGUUUUAUUGUGCAAUAAGUUACAGGCAGACGGUGAUUCAACAUGAGUGAUAAACAUAUGAACGCAAUAUUAUUGAUGAUAUUUUACCCCAUCUUGAGGAAUGAAGUAAAAUUGAUAAAGAUUUGUUUCUAAAUAUUUUAAACCUUAAUAUAACUUGAUUAACCACUUGUAUAAAUUUGUAUUGCAAUAUUAUGUAGGUUUAUUGCAAUAUGCUGACACAUUUCUGAAUAGACUAGAUAAUAUUAUAUAAAUAUUAUAUAUAAGGAACAAUAAAUGCUGAUGUCUUUGUAAUCCUUGGUAUAACAAGUCACAUGUUUUUAUGUGAUGUUUUUAUAUAGAAAAUAAUUAAGCCUAAUAUUUUGUACAUAGUAAAUAAACGCUUUUGUCAUGCAUGAGUGAUGGGAAAUUGUUUUAAUGGCUGAUAAUCCUUAUUGUUCGUUUUGUAGGAUGAGAUGUGUGGUUCAUAUGCAGCUUUAGUGUGUCCUCCGAUUAGCACUUUUAGAAGGAGAAUAAAUUAAUUUUAAUCUCAAACUUGUGUUUAUCGAUGUAAAAUAUUUUAUACAUAUAAUUUAUUUGUUUUCUUCAGUUUUACACUUUAUGUAGUUAAUUGUCUUUUUUUCACUUUUAGUAAAACUUGGUGUUUUUUUUUAAGAUAGUGAAGAGAACCCUCGUGGAAUGAUCUUAAGUUUGUGCUGGUACAUUUUAACGUUUCCCAAUUAAUUAAAACAAUUUCCUAUUUUUACAUUAAUUCUAUAAAUAUUUAAGUUAAUCAUUAGUGUAGAAUUUAUCGCAUUAUAAAUAUAUUGCUUUAUAAACAGUGUUAUUGUUAUAUAUUCAUCUUUGCCCACAUUCUAAUGUAAUAUUUUUUAACAACACUUGAAAAUUCUUUUAUUGGUUACUUCUAAUUUGUCUCGUCCUCGUCUUGUUUGGGUUUAAAUGUCACUUUUUACAUUUUUUGUAAUAUAGGAAAUCUUACAAGCACUCUUUUGGUUUGUUUAAAAAAAUAUGUCUAAUUUUAUGUUAGCCAAUUGCUGAAAUAUUUAUUAUAAUUCAUGCUUACA
Messenger RNA from Macrosteles quadrilineatus (aster leafhopper), 4920 nucleotides. RefSeq names its product serine/threonine-protein kinase Tao-like. The coding region runs from base 187 to 2853 and encodes 888 amino acids. Gene Ontology annotation, molecular function: protein kinase activity; ATP binding. Lineage: Eukaryota; Metazoa; Arthropoda; Insecta; Hemiptera; Cicadellidae. The record is from RefSeq and is a predicted model, not a curated record. The transcript is spliced from 3 exons. Gene Ontology annotation, biological process: protein phosphorylation.